CCGGGAGGGCGAUGCGGCUCCCCGCGUCCCGCUGAGCGAGGCCGCCUGCACCCCGCCGGGGCUGCCCGCAGGGCGGGGGGCUGCCCGCGCCCCUCGGCCUCCACCCCCCCGCCACCCCCACUUCCACCCUUGGGGGCUUUUACUAUUUUAUUUCGUUUGGGUUUCGUUUGAUUUAGUUUUUUAUUUUUAGUUUUAUUUACCCCUCCUGGAAAAAAAAAUAUAUAUACCAAAAAAAAAAGCCGCCGCUGCCUGCACCGACCCCCGCGGGGCUGGAGAGGCUGAUGCGGCCGCCAAGGGAGAGGAUAGUGGUUAAAGCUCGAGCUGGAUGGAUGGGUAUGGGGAGAGGGGCAGGAUCCACAGCCCUGGGACUUUUCCAAAUCCUCCCUGUCUUUCUCUGCAUCUUCCCUUCAGUGACAUCUCCAUGCAAGAUCCUCAAGUGCAACUCUGAGUUCUGGGCGGCCACGUCGGGCUCGCACCACCUGGGCGCGGAGGAGGCGCCGGAGUUCUGCACGGCGCUGCGGGCCUACGCGCACUGCACGCGCCGCACCGCCCGCACCUGCAGGGGAGACCUGGCCUACCACUCGGCCGUGCAUGGCAUAGACGACCUCAUGGUGCAGCACAACUGCUCCAAGGAUGGCCCCACGUCCCAGCCCCGCCUCCGGACAUUGCCCCCCGGGGACAGCCAGGAGCGCUCCGACAGCCCCGAGAUCUGCCACUACGAGAAGAGCUUCCACAAGCACUCGGCCGCCCCCAACUACACCCACUGCGGGCUCUUUGGGGACCCCCACCUCAGGACUUUCACGGACACUUUCCAGACCUGCAAGGUGCAGGGGGCUUGGCCGCUCAUAGACAAUAACUAUCUGAACGUGCAGGUCACCAACACGCCGGUGCUGCCUGGCUCGUCAGCCACUGCCACCAGCAAGCUCACCAUCAUCUUCAAGAGCUUCCAGGAGUGCGUGGAUCAGAAAGUGUACCAGGCAGAGAUGGACGAGCUCCCCGCUGCCUUUGUGGACGGCUCCAAGAACGGAGGGGACAAGCACGGUGCCAACAGCCUGAAGAUCACAGAGAAGGUGUCGGGGCAGCACAUCGAGAUCCAGGCCAAGUACAUCGGCACCACCAUCGUGGUGAGGCAGGUGGGGCGGUACCUCACCUUCGCUGUGCGCAUGCCGGAGGAGGUGGUCAACGCCGUGGAGGACCGGGACAGUCAGGGCCUCUACCUGUGCCUCCGUGGCUGUCCAGCCAACCAGCAGAUUGACUUCCAGACCAUCCGCUCGGCGCAGGCCUCGGAGGGCCGUGCCCGUCGGAAGGGGCCCAGCCUGCCCGCGCCCCCCGAGGCCUUCACCUACGAAUCGGCCACGGCCAAGUGCCGGGAGAAGCUGCCCGUGGAGGACCUCUACUUCCAGUCCUGUGUCUUUGACCUCCUCACCACGGGGGAUGUCAACUUCAUGCUGGCUGCUUACUAUGCCUUUGAGGACGUGAAGAUGCUUCACUCCAACAAAGACAAGCUGCACCUCUAUGAAAGGACACGGGUCCUGACCCCGGGCAACACGGCGCCCACGGGAGCACAUCCCACCCUCUGGGUAGCACUGCUGUGUUUGUGUUGGUUGUGCUUGUUAUAG
Passer montanus (Eurasian tree sparrow) is the source of this 1619-nucleotide messenger RNA. RefSeq names its product repulsive guidance molecule BMP co-receptor a (gene RGMA). Gene Ontology annotation, biological process: BMP signaling pathway. Gene Ontology annotation, molecular function: coreceptor activity. Gene Ontology annotation, cellular component: plasma membrane. Lineage: Eukaryota; Metazoa; Chordata; Aves; Passeriformes; Passeridae. The transcript has 4 exons. Bases 282 to 1619 code for a protein of 445 amino acids. The record is from RefSeq and is a predicted model, not a curated record.